CUUAGCUAGGAAAUGUGCACCCAUUGCAAUUUCGCCACACUUGCAUGUAAGGCUUGAACCCAAUCUACUUCCGGGGACAAACCGUCUGUGAAAUACAAUGGAAUUUUUCUACAGGCUUAAAAAACAAGAGAAAAGGCUGCCUUUUGGCAGGGACGUUCGGAUAUAUGAAGAGCCGGAAGGGUAUUUCUUCUUUCAAGAUGACAUGUUGUACCUAUAUAACAGAGACAAUUUAAGUCCCAAACUUGAAAAAAAUAUCGUUGCGGAUGAAAUUUACUUCUUCAAUGAAUUUAUUGCGGUGAGAAGUGUGUCAGAUAUAUUUCAGUAUGACAAGAAUGGGCUAUCGCUAGUCAGUAUGAGUGACGAUUAUGAUGGUGAUAUCCUAGAAGGAGGAAGGAAGAUCAUCAAGAUAGGACGUUUCUUCAAACACAACCAUAUAGGACUUUUAGUCUGCGAAGAUAAAUUUGAGUUUUAUGAGUUCAUAAAUGGCGAUUUUUUCCAAAGGACGCUUCCCAAGCAUGCAGCAAAUGUCUUGAAUUCUAAAGUUUGCGGUUCGGAAAUCAUGGUACAAAAUCUGCGUGCGAACAGCAGUGAUCAUGUUGUUAUAAAAGGAGAGAAGACGAUUACUUUAUUAUCUUUUGACGACUCGGCGAAUAUUUUGGAAUUCGUGUUGGAUGAAAAUUUAAGAAGUGAAAGAGUUCACUUCGCCAAUUUAUCAGGAAAAGAGAUGAAAGAUAUGAUUUUUUUUACGAAGGCUGGCCUUUUAGUCUACUCGUAUGAUAGAAAGACUAAUAACUACGCCCUGGCUUACCACUACAGGUCUUUCUCGAGUUACAGGAAGUACGCGGAUUCUGUGAAGUUCGUCGAUAUCGAUUUGGACGGGGUGGACGAAAUGGUCGCCAACUCUCCAUGGGGCUUGACCAUACACGUGCACAACAAGUACAGAAAAAAGUUCAAGAACGUGCUGGAAGUCAUGCCUUUGUCGUCAAGGUACGACAAGUUGAUACACGCAACAAGCAAAUUCGUCUUCACCGAAUCUGAGAGCGGGCUGAAUGUUUUUGAAAUUGUAAAGUCAAAAAUCGAGGAGAAGAGAGAAUUGGAAAUUAAAGGUCCGGCAUCUUCCAUUAAAUCAAUGCUUCCAAAAGUAAAAAUGGGAGUAGAAAAGGAUGAACUUCUUCUUCAAAACACCCUGGAUUAUUCCCAGGUGUUAACGUCCGUCGACGCAUCGGGGAAGGUCAAAUUCACCCUUCCACUUUUCAGUUUGGAGAAAAGUCUAGACUUUGUAAUUAAUUAUGUCGGGACGAACGCACAGUCGGACAUCAUCGGUGUUGGUUGGUUCUUAACUGAGGACAAAAUUGUACGAAUGCACGCCUCCAGCAUCUAUCAAGAAGACGAAAGGUAUUUCCUCGUGCUGAAAAGCAUUCCGAUACCGAUUCAAAUAAAAAACUCCACUUUCGUACUCAAUGGUACAGAUUAUAAACUUAAUUAUUUCCCCGAAAAGGAACAUUUCGAGUUGGAAGCUGGGGAGAUGAGGCUGCUCUACGGGAUUGUCGACAACAAAGCUGACGGCGUGGAAUACGAAUUGAAAUGGCACGACUGGAACGGACCUGGCGGUGAUUCCGACGGCCAAGUUGCAUUCCCAAGAGCCUGGUACUUAAAAAGACUCGUCAUGGAAUCGUACGCCAUCAAUUUUAAUUAUAAAAAAAUCGACGUUCGAACGCCCAACGGCAUGUCGUACACGAGGGAGAUGUACUUAUCAGAGGUUUAUGACCACCGAAACAAAAUACAAUUUUUCUACGGUGAAAAAUUUCAAGAAGAAUAUAAACUGCCACCGAUGAUUGAUGAGGAAACGAGCAAUUACAACAUGGACACGGUCAAAACGAAAUAUUUAUCAGGUUACAGACUUGAAACUUCUAAUUACGUGCAGAAUGUUGAUUUUAUAUAUAGCUUGAUAAACGGAAAGCGUUUUUUGAAAAAUAUCGCACAAAAAGGGAUUGUUUUCAUGAACUUUUCUUAUGAAGACGACGUGUUGGUUGGUGUGAACUUUCCUCCGACAAAUGUUUCAUUGAACUACAUAUACGAAUUGGGCAUAGAUGUAAACAAAACAUACAUAAAAAAAAUCGAAACUGAAAAUUAUGACAACUAUAAAAUAGACUUUUUAAAUAGAUUGAUAAUUGUUAGUUAUACUCACCAAAACAAGACAAUAAUAGAGAUAAAUGACAACGAGAUGGGUGAACUUGAAAAAUUCACCCUUAACAACGGCAAUAAAUUAGUGAAGUUUUUAAAUGUAAGGCAUAUGAUUUGUGCACUUUUUAACUCUGGGGAAAUUCAUGUCGUACACCAAGAAAAGAACAAAUUUUACGAUAAAGGGAGCUUCAAUUUUACGGUGGGGGCUAUUUUUAAACCGAGCGGGAGUUUUCUAAUGUAUAAAGAUAAAACUGUAGGCGUCAUCGAAUAUGACGACGAAAAGGGCGAAUAUACCAGAAAAGACCUUUUUCCUGAAAACAACUUAGUGGCCACAGCCUUUAACAGAUUUGUGGCCGUUUACGAUAAUGUAAACAUUAUGCUGGCCUAUAAAACGGCCGAUCACUGGCACACCAAGAUUCUAAAAAACAUACCAGGGUUUAUUGACCAGUUGAACAACACGCUUAACCUGUUCGAUUUCACUGAUAAUUUCAAAAAUGACAUGUACACAAUGUUUAGUGAAUUGUUAAUACAGAUUUUCAACAAUAUGCUCAUGAUUAACACGGUUAAAUACGAGAACCUGCAGUUCGAGACGAGGAUAAAUGUUUUCCUCUUAAAUCAAACCUACGACAUUGUCAAGGAGAAGGAGAUUGUUAAAAAACAAGAUGACGUUACAUCAUUGGUGAAGGAUAGCCACUUGAAAAACUCAAUUUACGAAGUAGUCUACGAACCUUCUGGCGACAAGCUCAAGAAAAAAGUUAUCGGCUUUAAGGGCGAGAUAAAAGAAAAAUUCGACGAAGCUAAGCAGUUCGUAUUUAACGAGAUAAAAGAGCACGAACGGAAAGUGAGAAGACACAUAGAGAUGAUCAGGUCAGAACAAAAGGCGAUUGUAAUGGAAAAAGCUAAACCGUAUUAUGAGAAGGCGGGAGAAACGUACAAACACUUGGUCGACGAGAAGGUCGAUAUCGAAUUCAAAAGUUUAAACGAUGCGUUGAACCAAGAGCUUGAAUCAGCUUUGAACAAUCUGAAACAAGCGAGGCGAGAUACUGUCGAGGAAUUCGAAAAAUAUAAAAUAGAAAUUUGUCAAAACAUAACACAGGCUUUGCCCCGUGACUAUGCCCUACUCGACAGGGACAAAUAUUCAUUCUAUCUGUUGAACGGAAAGAUCACAAACGACAAGACCCAGUAUAUAUACACUGGGCAAGAUUUUAUAGAGAAGGAGAUGACCGUCGCCAUCGGCAAUGACAUAAAACUGGACCAAGGCUACAGUUUAAAGAAAGAUGUAACAUAUAAAAUUGUAAAGGAUUAUGAAGAAAUUGACUUGGAAGUCGGUGAACUUUACGAAAUUCGGAACGGGUUUCCGUUUUACAUCGCUUCGAUUAAACCGAACGGUUUGAAAGUUAUAGAAUUCCAUAAAUACACCGAACCUGAAAUGAAUGAGAUAGACGAGGAAAUGUUUGCGAGUGGUUUUGCCGGUCUGGCGACUAGAAACGGAUCGACGGUGUCGGUGAGACCCCAACUGUUGCGAUAUGCCUUCCCCGACCGGAGGGUAAAGCGAAUCGAGCUCACUUUUGACGGUAGAAAAAUUGCGUCAGGCUUUGAAUACAAAUCUCCAAAAGUGUUGAACGAGCUUUAUUACGAAGUUCAUUCCGUGAUACAGGGGGAUGACAAAAAGUAUGGCCGCGUUGAGUUUCGCAACGGUACAAAACGGAUCUUCGACGGCGAUGGUGUUUUACUCAAAACAAUAAGCAAAGUAGAACAGAAGGAAAAGGUGGACAAGCGAGAAAGAAACUUGUUUUUCGAUAAAACAGGCUUAUUCGUCAUAUCGGACUUCACACCUUACGAUUCGAAAAACGAUGAAGUAUAUUAUUACGGCUUUGAAAACUACGAGGAAAAUAAAAAGUUUACUUUUAAUAACAAUGAUGUUGUAAAAGGGUUCUCAUUAACCGGAAAAAAUUAUCUUAAGGUAAAAUCUAGUUUUCAAGGGACCUUUGUGCCGAAAGAACAAAACGGCAUUUACAAGGUGUCCUGCUGGCUCAGGACUGCAAAGAGGUUGACGAUCGGCGAAAAGACUGUGCUGGUGAAAGUGAUUGUAGAGGAGGACGGAAAGGUUGUGUUAGGAGUCCUCGGUGAAAUUUUGUUCAAAAUGAGAGAUUGGCUGUAUGUCGAGGCAGUCGUCAAUCUCUCGGAUGCCAGGGAGAUAACUAACGAACUAACUGGUUUCUCCGACAAGUUAAGUAUAAGAGUAAAUAUAUCGAAUUGCGACCUCGAUAAUGUACUUUUCGCACCGAAUGUGCUAAAGACGAGUAUCAACGUGUUUGAUGAGGAGGGCAACGUAUCAGAGGUUAUCGUAAACGGCCUGAUCAAAAGGCAGAUCUACAAGAUGAACAAAAAAGUGGCUUCUAUCGAUGAAUACGGAAAACUCGAAUUAUUUGUGUCAAGAGGGAAAAACUCGAAUCUCGAAAUUAUACCUGCAAACGGCUAUUAUGAGAAUUUCUCACUUUUCUCUUUUGGGACGAAUCUCAUCGCCGACGACGACAAUUGGGCUGUCUCACCGGGCGUAUUGCGUCACGAGGGUGAGGACAGCGUUUUGAAAAUAACGUCAGAAAGUCACUGCCUGAGUUUCGAUUAUAGUUUAAAACAGAAAGCUGAAAUAGUUAUAGGAGAUUUGAUUAUUAAAGAAAAUUCCAUAAUGUUUAAUGACGAAAGUAAAGACAGUUAUGCAAAAGGAGAGAUUAUCUUAAUAAGAAUAAAAGAUCGAUGUUUCGUCUGGCUUGAUGGAUCCAUAAUUUUCGAAAAGACUGCUGUUUUCAACCUUGAAAUGAAAUUCAAAGGUGAUGCGUACAUCAAAAACCUCUUUGUUUUCGAAGACCCUUCUGUGAAAAUGGAGUAUUUCAAUGGAUUAAAAGACAAAGUGCAAGAAAUACGACUUAUAGACGAAAAAACGGCGUUAGUUCAAGAGUUUUUGUACGAUGAAUUAGGCAGGCAGGAUAUACAAACAAGGCCGAUUCUUUUGAAGGGGAACGUCUUCGACUACCACCGAAAUUUCGUGAUGAAUAAAAACCCAGACGCCGAGGAUUCCGUUUGGAGAACUGGCCGAAUAAAGGGCGAGGCUGGUGAAUACAGUUACACGAGGUUAGAGUACGAGGAAAAUCCUCUGAACCGCAUCCUCACUGUUGACGUGGAUCCCGGAGUGGACCAAGCCUUUGAUUCGUUUUUUAAACGCUACAGAUACAACGAGACCUAUCCUUUAUUGAGAAACGUCUUUCCCAAGGAUUUCUACUUUGUAACAGAAGAAAAACGAGGGGGUGUUGAGAAAACUAAGGUCUACGAUUCAUCCGACAACUGGAGAGGAACGUAUAUUAAAGUCGCGAACGGAAGAGGACUUUUGAGUACUUUCGAUUACAACGGUACAAACCUGGUUCGAAUCCUACCUCCUCUUUACCACGAUAAAGUAGGAACAUUGAGAAAAUUCGAUAACAGAGAGACAGUAAGGGAAAAGAUACUUAAAAAAAUUAUAGGAGUUAAUUGUAAGUACGACGAUAAGGAUCGAAUGGUUGAAAUAACCACACCGGACAGUGGGAAAACGCAGUAUAUUUACGAAGGCGAUUUCCUAAAAUUUGUGAUCUAUGAGGACUCGGUCACGUUCUUUGAAUACGAAGGUGAAUGGCUCACCAAAACGGGGGUUUUGAAAAACAAAAAUUUAAAUUCUGAAAAAAUUGUCUACCAGAGUUUUAUACCCGGGGAUGGCAAAAAUCCAGCAAUACGGGGUUCCGUUUUUAGGACGAUAACCUAUGACAAACUGACAGCAAUUGAAGAAACCGUCGAGCACAAUAAGAUGCGUAUGAAACGAAUAAUACUGCCCGAUGGGCACACCAUGGAAUUGAAGAAAACGAUUCACAACAUCUACAAGGAAGAGGUCGAAUACCCCGCUUUUGUGAAUAACAAAAGGUUCAAAAUCUUUUAUAAAUAUAACAGAUUGGGUAAGCUGACAAAUGUUUACAGCAAUGACGGCCUCGUAGAUAUAGUUUACAAAUAUAACGGUUUGAAACUCGCCCAAGAAAGUAAGGGCAAAAGCUUCCGACGGUCUUAUAUUUAUGACGCGCCUGGCUUUCUCACGAAGAUAACAGAUGCCUUUUUAACGGAAGAGAUAUCUUUCAGCCUAGGCAGCUAUGGAGGAAUAAGCUUUGGAGACGGGACCAUUGUAAGAACUACGUUUAAAGCACAUUGGUAUGAUUUUUCACCGCCUGAUAAUACAGAUUGCUUUAAGAGGUUGAAAGAAAGGAACUACUUGGACGGCAAAGGUCAUCUGAUCAAAGAUUUCUAUCCUUAUUUAGAACCGGAUAUUGUUAAUUGUACAUCUCUCUACGAGAAACAUUUCCCUUCCAGAUACGGGCAUGCGUACACCUAUGGGAAAUAUCAACAAUUAAUCAAAGCAAAAUUUUUCGUCGAAGAAGUACCACCGAUCCUGCAGCCGGCAAGUUUCGCUCGGGUCCCCGGUCUCAACAGUACCGCUUCUAAAGCGAUCUGGAAAUCGCUUAAAGAUUCCGGUUUCAUAAUCGCAGAUAAGGAAUUUUUGGAUGAACAUCUAGUCCAUUCUAAAAAGGGAAGAUCUAUUAUAAAUCCUUUAAUAUUCAGAGAGCUCGAGAGAAACGAUCUCGAGCGGUACAAACUUGUCGAGAACGUCUUGUUGGGAUUUUUUAAAGACGAGUAUCUGGAAAAUAUUCUCGGCAAGAAAACCGUGUCUAUUCUCAAUAAAAAAGGUUAUAUAAAGGAUCCUUACAGCGAAGACUUCAAAGCAACUUUAAAAAAUUACAAGGAUCAACUCCGGCACAUCACCGACAUUUUAAGGCGAUCCUUUGCGACUGAAUUGGGCACAAGUCAGUACGACGUAGACCAUUUUGAAAUAGAUCCGAACGGUAACCUUCUAAAAUAUUAUAACGGUUUAAACAAAUAUGACUUGAUUUACCGAGAGAAUACUAAUUUGAUAGACUAUAUUAAAAUAAACGAGGUAAAAUACAAUUUGAAACACGAUAAGAGAGGCAAUGUGAUCAGGGCGGAUCAUAGGGAUAUUGAAAAGGUGGUUUACAACCAGGUGAUAAAUCGUGUGAAUGAGAUCCGUCUGAAAUGCGGUAAAGUAAUUCAUUACAGCUACGACUCCUCAGGAGAGAGGAUUUACAAAAUGGUUCAACAAGACGGGAAAAUAAUAAAAGAAGUAUUUUACGUGCGUGAUGAGGCCGGGCGCACUGCUGUCGAAAAGGAGAUUCGACACGAAGAAGAACCCGACGUUAUGGUGACUCUUUACGUCUAUGGCCCCACUGGGCUAACGGGCUUCGUACGCAGGAACAAGUUUUACAACGUUCUCACAGACCAUGAAGGAUCUGUGAGACUGGUCGUGAGGGACGGAGAAGUAGUCGCAGCCUACGAUUAUUUACCAUACGGGGAAUUGAUGAGAAAAAAAAUUUUAGACUCCGAUGCCGAUUUAGCUUACAGGUUUACCGGCCAGGAGUAUGACGAAGAAACAGGUCUAUACAAUUAUCAUGCGCGUCUGUAUGACCCGUCGUUAGGCCGAUUUUAUCAAAUUGACCCAAUGGGUCAGUACUUCUCUCCUUAUUUGUAUGCAGGGAAUUCCCCGCUCACCCUAGUGGAUCCUGACGGUGAAUUCGUUUUUAUUUCCAUCUUGGUGGUAACAGGGAUAUCAUCGCUAAUUGCUUACAGCUAUUGGAAAAAUGGUUGGGAUAUGGAAGGUUGGAAGGAGACUCUCAAGGAAACUUGGAAUAAAAUUAAUUACGGUUUAGAAGUGGUAAAAACUUUUGUCAAAUUCGGAACCGCUGCCGUCAUUUUGAAAGGCUUGGGAGUUCCGAUAGCCAUCGCCGGAAUCGCCCUACUUGCCCUUGCAGGGCUUAGUACAAUUCAAAAAUUCAGGAAAUCCAACUCUAAAUUUGACCCAACCUCUUUAACAACAUGGUGUUCGAUUUUCGAGGCAUUCGUAGAAUCUAUUUCGGAAAUAUCUGAGAUUGUGUUAGACGUCGCCGAAUUUAUAGGAAAAAUCAAGGAUAAAUACUUGAAAAAGAAAGCGACAAAAAAGAAUAAAAUUACACAGCGGGGUUCUAGCCUUGGAGACAAUCCCGCAGACAAAAAGAUCCCACCAACUUACAACAAAAGAGCAAAGAAUAUCAUUAGGAAUCAACAGUUAAUGGGUCAAAGCAAAGCGAAAAAGUUAUCCAGUAAAAGGCAAAAGAGGUCUACCGAGGAGGGAAUUAUCAACGUAUCGUGUAAUAAUAUAACAUUAAUAAGGAUGAAGGAUGUCGACAGCAUCGUGUAUUUAAGUGAUGGCCAUGAGAGUAAUACAGAUUUGAACAUCUGGCUAGAGAAAUGUUUGGCUACGUUAGAUAAAGUUGUCUCAGAAAAGAAUGCAGUUACGGUGAAGCAAAUAAAAAACACUCUGAGCCAUGUGAUAAUUGACAAAGCAAGGAAUUUCGAAUCGACCGAUUUCAAAGGGUUUUUAAUAGAUGAUGAAAAUUACAGGGCUUACGUUGCAAUGGCCGUUGAGAUAUUGCGGGCUAUUCCAGACGACACCGAGACACUGAGGAAUAUAAAAGAGAAUGCAGCGGUUUUUCUAAAAGAAAUUUGGGAUGAUUACGAUUUAACGGACGGUAUCGGUAAGAUUCGGAACCUCCAAGCGGAUCCCAUCCAAUGGAAAAUAGUCAGCGACGAUAACUUGUUGGUAACUUCUUACAAGGAGCCGUGCACCGACGUCAAGUGUCCAAUGGCGAGUACUGACUGGAUCUGCGAGGACGAGACGCCAGCGUGGGACCCCAGCUUUCCGGAAUUGAACUCGACGCUGCUUCUGACGGACGUCCUUCUUGCAAAAAAGGGCAAAAGGCGUCUGCAAAGGGCAAAAAGGCAGACUGGCAUGAAAUGGAGCGAAACGAUGGCUUAUACACUGAGCAUAAUCGACGCUUUUGAAAAUUUCCUCAAUGAAAUCAGUGGAGAAGAAACCAGCCUAUACCAAAUGACAGGGAAAAUACGGAAUAAAAUAUCUAAUAGCCGUUUUGACGAGAUAACACCUUUGCUGGACGAUUACGUCAAAAACUCCUCAAUUGAUUUUCAUGUUUAUCAAAGGGAAAAGUUUAAUCUCGAACAACGAAUUCAUGAAAUCCUCUUCCAGAAUGAAAUAAACGUCCUCAAUGAUACGAGAAUCCUUACUGAUCAUGCUAAUAGUACUGCUAUUCUCUCAAAAAGCAUGGCUAAUAAUAACCCGACCAUUAGGCUCCUUUCUCACGAGAGAAAUUAACAAUUCAAUACAUAUAAAAUAUCAAUUGUACAGGAAAAUAACGACGUUUUUUCCAACCUUUCUUAUCAUUUCGGCAUAAAAUCAAUGUUUUAAUCGUAAAUAAUAAUAAUUUAUGAAACUUUGUCAAAAUUGUAAGCUUCAAACAAUUCAUCCAUCUAAUACGAUGAAAUUUGACAAUAUAGAAAACUUGGGGUUUAUUGUUAUUUGUAAUUGGUUAAAUUGUGUUGUAAUAAAUAAAUUUUAUGUCAGCA
This is a messenger RNA of Cimex lectularius (bed bug), 9729 nucleotides long. RefSeq lists its product as uncharacterized. The coding region runs from base 98 to 9478 and encodes 3126 amino acids. The transcript is spliced from 2 exons. The record is from RefSeq and is a predicted model, not a curated record. NCBI's taxonomy places the organism in Eukaryota, Metazoa, Arthropoda, Insecta, Hemiptera, Cimicidae.